GCGGGUCAUUGAAGGUGAUCGGUCUAGUUAACUUGAACUAUUAACUCAUCCACAUGAUAUGAUGGAAAUCCAUGACUUGUGAAGUUCAAUAAUAAAUCCUAUUAUCAUGAAAACUCAGAGUCUCCCGGAACGUCUUGCAGAAUAUUUUGUGAUUUGUGGCUUGCCCAAGAAUCCAAGUCCAUAUGACGUUUCCAAGAUCCUUACACAUGCGGAGGAGAUAAUCGCUCCCAAUACUUCGAUUGACUUCACGCGAUUCCCUGAACCUAUUGUUGAUAUUAAGAUUGUUAGUUUAAGAGAGAAAGAAGAAAUACCGGAAGGGUAUACAUGUAUUAAAUACAGUGUCUCUGGGAAGCACAAAGCCAACAUCCUUUUGAAUUUUGGAGAGGAGGCCUGUAUAUGUUACCGUAGAGGACGAGAUCAACCAUUUAUAAAAGAUAUCGACACUUUGGGAGAGAAACAAUGCCCUAAAACUAACGCGGUGGUUUUGUCAAGAACUAUUGGAGGUCGUGCUGCGGACUUACCCAGUUCUUUAACGAACCGUUUGUUUUUAUCAUAUCUACGAGGUACUGCCGAGAACAGCAUUGACUGCCUAGCAGUAACUGAUCUAUGUAUUAUCAUUCCGGAAAAACAAGAGACUUGUCCUCCAGCUUACCGACAAGUCACGGAACCUAUAUGUAUAAGUUCAUUCAGAUUAAAAGCCUAUAUUUGUUAUCGCAAGUCACUUGUAAAACAAUGUAUAAUUUCCUAUAAACCUGAGGUAUUAUAUUGGUAUAGAGUUCCAAGCGUUGAUUACAAUUUUUCAAAUCCCAGUAUACAUAAUGAAAAUUCGCAGUAUCCCUUGGUUGUUCCCAACAAACCAUCUAAUGACCCUCCUGAAAUGUGUGACCAACUCAACAAUUGGAUGGAUGAUAAAACCUGUUCAGAUUUUACACCAGAAUCUCAAGUUGCUCCAUUAGAUCCGGAUAUAUUUCAAGUAGCCAAUUUCUGUCUUCCAUGGGGUGCAUCAAUUGAAUCAUGGUCUGUGAAUCAAGAUCCACCUGAAGUUAAUUCUUUCACAUUUAUGCUUACAAAUGAAGCUUACCAAAAGCUUUAUGGUGUUGCACUUACUUUCUAUGAACCUUAUAUUGAAGAAUUAGAUCUACAUAAAUGCUACUGUUUAGGAGUUGAUCCAGAGUUAAUUAAUUCCAGAUCUAGUACAGAUUCAGUAAAUCAUGAAUAUGAUCCUAAUGAAGAGGCAAUAGCUAAACGACAACGUCAUUUUUUAGCAUCACGUGUUGGUGAUCGUGUUAUUGGUGUGACGAAAACUCUUUGUAUACUUUCUCGUUGGUCAUUCACUUUACCAUUUUCUAAUUUUUUGGGAUUUCUAUACAGUCGAUGUUUGUUAUCAAAUAAUUUGGAUAAUAUUCCAUUUGAACGGUAUUUAGGUUAUUUCUUAUUUGAAAUUCCUUUUCCUGAUCGAGCAAUACCAAGUAUAUCUGUUGAUCUAUGUGCUGCUCCUAUUCUAAUUCAACGUCCAGAUGACACUAAUGCAUCUUCUUCAAGUUGUGAAUCAUUCUUUCGUCUUUUGGAUAAUUUAAGUGUGGAUUUAAUUAUUCAAUUAUUGGUUCAACUACUUACUGAACAAAAAAUUCUUAUGUCAUCUGUACGACAUUCAGUAUUGAGCGAUAUUGGUGAAGCUUUAAUAUACAUGAUAUUCCCAUUGAAAUGGACAGUUGUAUAUAUUCCAUACAUAUAUAUGGGCUGUAUUCAUGUGAUUCAAUCACCUUCACCAUAUUUAAUUGGAAUGGACUCAAGAUUUUUUGACUUUUUCCGUUUACCACCUAAUGGUGGCAUUGCCUAUCUUGACUUGGAUACAAAUAAUUUCAAGCCACCAUUAGCACCGGGUCAACCAAUAUUUGAUUCAAAAGUUCUCCCCAAAAAACCAUUGAAACAAUUAAAAACAAGAUUAUUAGAAUUAAAAGAGAAAAUAUUUCAAAUGAAAAAUACUCGUAAAACAUCAUCUAAAAUGAUACCUAGAAAUAUGAUGUUAGAUUGUAUGUUUUCAACAUCAAAUUCAGAAUUAGCUGAAGAUGAAUUAAUUAAAGUUCGUAAACGUUGGUUACAAGAACUCAAUGAAAUGACACAAAUUGGUUCAUGUAUUAAAGAAGCAUUUCUACAAUUUAUGGUGCAUUUAUUGAAAGAUUAUCGUUUAUGUCUUGUACCUGUUCGUAAUUCUCAAACGGAUAUUAUGUUUAAUAUUGAACAUUUCUUACGAGAAUGCGCUGAUAAGCAUACAAUACCAUUUUAUCGUGCUUUAUUUGAAACACAACAGUGGAAUAAUUUUGUUCGUGAUCGAAUUUACGCUUCAUCACGUGAUGAAGAAUUGGAUUAUUUCGAUAAUCGUAUUGAAUUAUUGCUAGAAAGUGAAUCGAAAUCUCGACCACAUCAUCAUCAACAUCUUCAUCGUUCUCGUAAUAAUAUUAGUUUAACAACUAUGAGUAAUAUAUUCACAAUUAAACGAUCGGCAUCAUCGUCUCAUGAACAACUGAGCAUUACAAAUAAUCAUAAUAGUAAUAGUAGUAGUAAUAAUCAUCUAAGCUAUGCGGAUCAUAAUAAUCAUUCAGAAGAUCGAUCAGUGUCAAGUAACACAUCGAUCAAAGAUAGAUCGGAUGAAUCGACGGAUUCACAGCUUUCAAGUGAUUUAGGGCUUUUACCUAAUAAUAACAAUCUGUGUAUAACAGUUAUUAGUCCUCCAUGUUGGCCAGUUCCUGAAUUCGUCGACACACCUCAACUGCAACACUUAUUAUGGACAAAAGAAUAUUCACUCGGUUUUUUCCCAACUAAUAUUAAUUCUACAUUAUUAGACUUAUUAGCUUCAAGAGCAUUUCUUUUAAAAGCUACUUUGUCAAAUAAUUCUAUAAUCACACCAAUGUUUAAUGUUAAUGAUAACCCUGAUAAUUCCACUCUAAUUACUACAUUGAUAACAUCAGUACCAGAAGAGGUUAAAAAUAAAGAGAAUUGCAUUUCUUCUAAUUCUACCAUCUGUAGUGAUAUGCUUUUAUCACCAACUCCUGUCAACUGUUGGUCAAAAUCCCCAGUAAAUACCAAUAUAUUAGACCAUAAUCCAGAUUCUCGAACACCGACUGGAAUGUCAAUAUUAAUGAUGACAAAACUACAACUUAACACUACUCAAAGAUUUGGCUCAUUAAUGUUAGUAAACAGUCCAUCUCCACUAAUUAUUCGUUCAAAUCGUCCAGAGAAUACGAGUUUAAUUGGUUUGAGUACAAAAUAUUGUUUACCAGUGAAUAAUGCAACUAUUUUAAAGCGUACAUCGCAAGAAUUACGAUAUACGCUAAAUCAUUGUAUUAGUAUUUCAGAAACUGAUGAUUAUACGAAAGUCAAGUAUUUAGCAGGAUCUGCCUAUUCAAUUUGGUUUAUGUUAUUACCAGGUUAUCUAUCUUCUGUGUAUAAAUACUAUACAGAUGAAAUUGACAAUAUAAAUCAUUGUGUGAAUAAAACUGAAAUUGUUAAUGAAUAUCAUAAUGUACAACAACAGAGUGGAAGUACAGGGUGUAAAUUAUUCAAUCCUAUUAUUAGUAAUAACAAUAACGAUAAUAAUAAUAAUAAUGGUAAUUAUCUUGAAGUGAUGAAUGUAAUUAAACAAAUUAUAAUACAAUCGCUUGGUGUAUACAAGAGAAUACACGACUAUGAACUUGAAGUUCCUGAUCAGGUUGCUUUACGAAUAUUGUUAGUGUUAUUGUAUCAAAAUCGUAUUGAAGAUUUCGAUUUACUGAAGUUCAUUAAUUCAGUAGACUGGUCAUCAUCGUCAUCUGGAAUUGCGAAUCAUAUUUACAAAGCAUUUGAGAAAGAGCUGAGAGAACACGAAAGAUUGGAAAACGAACGUUUGAUGUCCACAUCUAAACAUCAUAGUCAUCGUCGUUCGGCUUCUGCCGAUACUGAACUGAAUCCAUCUACACAAAUUAAUAGUUCUGAAAAUACAACUGGCGUCAUAGUACCUCAACCGUUUAAUUCAUCUGAUGAUCUUACUGAUCAAGGGUAUUCAACGUUGAAUAUACAUGAAGAUAAGACAAGUUCAGAUCAAGACUGGUCACCUGUUGUUGACCAAUCUACAAAUAUCAACAAUGAUUCGAUGUCAUGUGUUGUUUCAACCGAUGAUAAUCAUCCACUUCCAAUGGAACAACAUCAACGAAUUCAAGAAUUAACAGAAAAUCAUCAAGAAUCAUCUGUUAUUGGUAACGGUGACGACACUUUAUGUCAUCACAGUUCACAGUCAAAAGAACACAUAACUAGUUGCAGUUCAAAUACUGUCGGCCAAUCUAUACCUUCUUCCAGUUUAAAUUGUCUUCAGACAUCAAGCUUGAGUAAUGUUGAACAAUCAGAUCCAACUAUAGUUAUUGGUAAUGAUGAUGAAAAUAAUGUAACACACGUAAGGGAAAACCCUUCAUCAAUAGUGGAGAAUCAUAUUAGUGCUCCUGACACUGUUAAGUCUGUCUCUGCCUCAGCUGACGUUAUUAAUGAUCACAACAAUAGUAGUAGCAGUAGUAAUGGUACCAAUCUCAGUGAUGAUGAUUCAUGCGCAGAUGAUGAUGAAGAUUCUGAAAAUGAACACAUUCAUUACGGAUAUAAUUUACUAUCAUCAGCGCUAUCAAAAAUCAAACGUCCAUUCCUUCAACAUUAUAAUACUUCGCCUGCUACUACUACUACUACCACUCAUAAUCCGUCGUCGUAUCAUCGUACUCCUUAUUCACAUCAUAGUAGUAUAGAUGUGACUCGAGAUAGUAAACAUUUAUUAUUUUCAAAAUCAUCUAGACAAUCAUUUGAUGAUAAUUCUUCGUCAAUUAAUGUUAUAAGACAAUCAGCGCAUCAUCAAAAUAUUAUGACUAGUAUUCCGACUACCACUACUACCACUUCUGUUACUACUACUAAUGAUAAUUCAAAUUUGACAGCUACACUUGUGGAUAAUAAUAAUAAUAAUAAUAAUAAUAAUAAUGUUGAUAAUGAUGAUGAUGAUGUUGAAGACAACGACGAAGACAAUGAAGAUGCUAAUGCACAGACCAAAGUUUCAGUUGUUCAUAAUGCAUUGAACUUUUUUAAUAGAUCUACAUCGGAUUUUAUCAAUCGUAUCAAUAUGAAUCGAUCUUUAUUAGAUUGGCGUUCUCUUAUUCCAAGUUUAUCCACAAAUCCAACUCCACAAUCAGGAAGACGUGCAACUACUUCAAAUUGUUUUACAGGUUCAAAUUUAACUAAUCAACAUGGAGGUUGUCAUAUUCAACCACAAAAUCAAUAUUAUCCUUUACCACCACAAUAUCAACCACAAAGUGAACGUAUUUCACGUGUUUCAUGGUCUAAACCAUCAUGUAUAGAAAUGAAAAAUACUGAUUCAACUUAUAAUCAAUCUUCUGAUAAUAUCCCAUUUACUAAUACACAUAAACUAUCAGACUCUGGAUAUCUUGUAAAUCCAAUGAAUAGUAGAUUAUUGGAUAUGAAUGAUCAUUAUUAUGACAAUUAUUAUAACAAUAGUAAUGGUAAUUAUCAAUUAACUAGACAAUUUCCACAAGUUAAUAAUGCUUUAAAUAGUGUUUCGUCAAAUCAUUAUGAAUGUGAGUAUCAUUCUUCAGCUAAUCACGUAGAUGAUUCAAACUCGCUGAAUGAUAUGUGGAUCAAUGUCGCUGGUCCAUUACUGGUUGGCGAUGUCAAUCGGCGUAUAUCACCUGCCAAUACACGUACAAUACAUUUGCAACAGUCUUUAUACCAACAGUAUAUGUACAAUAGUACAUCACCAUUAUCGGUACCAGCUCCAUCAUUUUAUAUCAAUCAAAAUGAAUCAUCUCAUGUUAUCCCAACACUGAAUAAUACUUAUCAUGGAUUAACAACACCAAAGCAUGAUAAUUCAACCACUUCAAUACCAGUUACAGUAGCAACAAUAACAACUCCAAAUAUUGCUUCACAACAGCUGACUUCGAAUCCAGAUGAUCAUCAAACAACUUCAGUAGUUAGUGAUUCUUGUUUAUUUUCAAAAAUCACUACACCAACUGUCCAAUCACAAUCCCGGCUUCUUAGCCAUAGUGAUAACAAUAGUAAUAAAGAAUCAUCACCAUCUUUUUCUUCCACAUCGACAACAAUAUCAGAUGGUAGCCAACUUCCUAACGUUAAUGGAAACAAUAAUAAUAAUAUUAUUACUCAUUUGAAUGUAUUCAUCACAACUUGUUCCACAUGUCCAAAGUGUAAACAUUAUGUUUAUGAUGAAGAGAUAAUGGCUGGUUGGUCUACAGAUGAAAAUGAUUAUAGAACAUUUUGUCCAUUUUGUAAAACUUACUUUAUACCACAAUUGUCAAUACGUAUAUUUGGUGAUACAUGUGGAGGUGUUGGAGGUGGUGUUUAUAAUCAGUCAACAAAAUUACAACAACGUCAACAGUCAAGAGAACAACACUUACGUACAACUUUUUCUCAGUCGUCGAAUAAUCCGUCCAAUCUUCAGUGUGAUAGAAAUGAUUCAACUGAAUCAAUUCAAUUUAAAUCAUGCACCUCAGCACCAAUGCAAAGUACUUCUAUGGGUCUAAUGGAAAUGACCUUUUCUUAUUUAAGUCCAUUUGUCAUUAGAAAAUCUUUAGAAACUAUUAUUCAAAAUGAAGGUGAUGAAUGUUUACAUUGUCAAUCAAUUCAAUAUUCUUUAUUACAUCGUCAUACUCAAUUAACAUGGAAUUUAGUAUGGUUAAUGUAUCGUUUAGGUUUACCAACAUAUUUAUUAGAUUCAUUACCAUUAUGGAUAAUGAAUUAUCAAAUUGAACAACGUAUUAAAUUUAAAACAAAUCCAUCACAUACUCAUCGGCAUCAUCAUCAUUGUUCACAACAGUGUAAUUGUAAUAAUAAGCAAAUACAUAAUAACCAUUCAAUUAUAUUUACUGAUGCACUUUAUCAAGUUCAUUUAUCCCCCAAUUUACCUGUAUAUAUAUCAUUACGUUGGAAUGCAACACAUCCUGUACGAAGCGUUAUGAGAAAUUCAUUGUAUAAAUAUUGGUCCAAUUUUAGAAAUUCAGAUCAAAAUUCACCUUGGUCUUUGGUUAGAGUGACCAGUUCACAAGAAACUUUGAAUCCACAAACUAUAAAUAGUAAUGGGAAUAGUUGUUGUUCAAUUCAUGCAACUAUUGAUCAGUUGAUUAAUGCUAUUAAAAAUGAUAAUAUGCGAUUUGCUGUAGAAUAUCUCAUACAAAUACGUGCACAUCUACAAUUUAAUUCUUCAUUACCAUUAACUAUUACACAAUCACGUACAACAUUUUCACCGCCACCACCAUCAUCAUCACCAUUAACAACAGUCGGAGCAACAACUUCACCAUCAUCAAUACAAACACAAACAUCGGAAUUAUUAUCUGAAAUAAAUAAAAACCAAUUGAAUUCAAACAAUACAAAUCAUGUUCAAUUACAAUCUACAGUAGAGAUAGGAGAUUUUAAAAUGAGACGAAAUAAAUUAAAUCAGCAAAAUCGAUGUGGUAAUAUUGAAUGUUAUGCAGCAUGUUUGGAAAAUUCACUUUAUCGUGAAUUAUUAUUUUUAAUUGUACAAGCAUUGUCACGAACAUCGUUGGAUCUAAUGUCAUUCGACGAAAAAUAUGAUAUAGUUUAUCGAUCAUUCAGAAACUCUGGUUGUACAUUUCUAACUGAUUUUGACCAAUCACCAACCCUGAUAGCUUCACUUUGUCGUCAAAUGCUACGCCCGUUAACAUUGAGACCAUAAACUAUCAUUAAUCAGCUGUGUAUCGUUUUAGGCCAAAAUUACUAUAUUGAAACCUUUCCAGUUUGUUUAUUUUUCGUUUCUCUUCCUUCUCUUUGUCCACAUGAUCAAUGUGAAUGACUGGAAGACUCCAUGAUAUGAUGAACCAUUCUAUCUCAUUAUGCAUCAGUCAAUCAGUGAAUUAUUCAUAUGUUUUCUACUUACAUUGUCAUAUUUAGAUAUGUAUUUUGUUCAUUUGUCAAUCAUGUAUUGUCGGUGUGUGUGUGUGUGUGUGUGCGCGGAUGAAUGAAUAGAUGGAUGAUGAACAUGUGUACGUACACCUCAGUUAUUGGCUGUGAAAAGGAAAUAUAAUCAUGUUACUAAAUUGAUUUACAUUCAUCUAAUUUCAUUAUUCUUACUUGUUGAUUCUUUUUUUUCUUUCUUAUUUAUUUUUGUGCAACUCAUUCUUAGUUUUGUUGUUAAGAUGAGAACUUAUUUUGUGGUUAUAUAUCAGCACUAUUCCUGUUAAAUAUUAUUUGUAUUACAAAUGAACAUUGUUCGUUAUUAUUAUUAUUAUUAUAAUUGACCACUUAGCUAAAACUAGCUUAUUGUGCAAUGAUGAUCAUUAUGAUACUUUGUAAACAAAUUUCUUAAUCCUUUCUCUCUAUUCAUUGUCAUUAUUCAUUCAGUUGUCUUAUUCAUUCACUACUGUCAUUAUCAUUACUGAUUAUAAUUACGUUCAUAUAUCUAUCUAAUUCGUAUAGUACUAUUCAAUACAACGUCUAGAUAGAGAAUAUAUAUACACACUGUAUUGGUAGAUUUAUACCAUUAUACAUAUUAUUAAUAGUUACUUCAUUGCCUAUAUAACUAACUGGGGAUAAUAAUAAUAAUAAUAAUCUGCCCGUCGUCGUCGUCACCUCUGACCCCCCCUCUCUUGUCACUCUUGUUUAAUAUAUCAUAACUAUUCUUAUACAAUUUCGAAUGUAUGAUCGAAUAGAAAUAUCGAAAGUAUUGAGAGUUAAAUAAAAAUGCAUGAAAUUAUGUCAUCAUUCAUUGUUGACUUUCAAAUAUCUAUUUGUUUGUUUGUUUACAAUUCUCUUGUGCUCAUUUACUCUUACAUAAUUUUGAAUGUAUACACACAAUUUUCUUGUUGUUUAAUCCUUUUUUUCGUUUACGAAUUUUCACUUUUCUUUUCCUCUUUCUCAAUGGAACAACAUUCCAUUCGAUAUUCUUUGUGUAUAACACUUUCAAGUUUCAUUUAUCUUUAUAUUUCUAUUCAUGUAUUACUCAUUCGUUUUAAGUAGUAGUAGUAGUAACCUACUAACGUAUCGUCAUGCUAUUCCCCUAGUAUAUUCAUAUAUAUAUUAUGCUGUCUUAUCGCAUCUUUCAAUAAGAACGUUUCUUGUUUGUUGUUGUUGUUUUUUUUUUAUUGAGAAAGAUUAAUUUAUUACUACAGGCAUUUAUCAAGUUGUGUUGAUUUCAUUAAAAGAAAACUUUUUAUAACUACAAUAGCUUCUUUUUUACUUUCUCUCAUUGUUAUUGUUUUAAUUGAUGAUGUGAUUUUAUCUCUUCUUUGUUUCAUUGUUUAUAAUAAUCUAAAAUGAUUAUAUAAAAUGGGUAGAUGGAUAUUAGUAGGAAGGUGUAAACCUAUCAAUUUUGAAUUAGAGAAGUACACAUAAAAGAUAUUUCUAACCUAGAUCGGAUGAUGAUGAUGAUGAUGAUGAUGAUGAUAGCAACCGAUAGUUAGAGACCUUGAAUGACAUGGCUCAAAAUCGUUUGCAAUGGCGCAGGUGCAUCCAUUGUUUGUGUUCUCCCAAGUUCUAAUCUCCUGAUUCCUCCUAGUCUUCUUUUUUUCUCUCUUCCCAAAUUUAUUUCACUGGAUUAUACUCCUUGAAUAACAUCUUCAAACCCUAAUGUUUCCGAUUACUGCUUAUACUCUUACUACCUCUAACCACUACGGGAUUUGAAUCGACAACUGCAUCUCUGUGCUAAUGUGGUAUGGCAACUCGAACUGAUGUACGUACGUAUGUUAUGUUUGAAAGCUUCACAAGUUCACUUAAAUCUACGAACGAGAACAAGACUAAGUGACCAAAGACCAGUAAUCUAACUAUUGAUGCGUUCCAGCCCCGCUAUCUAGAAGGAGAAGUCCAAGUUUGAUAUGGAAAAUAUAUUCUGCAAACAGCCAGAAACGAGCCCACAAACACAAUUUAAAACAAUCAAAUUUAUUCAUCGAAAGG
Messenger RNA from Schistosoma curassoni, 9942 nucleotides. Lineage: Eukaryota; Metazoa; Platyhelminthes; Trematoda; Strigeidida; Schistosomatidae. The record is from the annotation of a GenBank genome assembly.